Cyclocybe aegerita is the source of this 768-nucleotide messenger RNA. The record is from the annotation of a GenBank genome assembly. Lineage: Eukaryota; Fungi; Basidiomycota; Agaricomycetes; Agaricales; Hemipholiotaceae.
AUGAGCCCUCGAACGCAGCUUAUCGUUGGGAAGGUCUUCGAGGAAGCCAGGCUCCCAGCAGGGGUUCUCAAUUUCGUCUCUUUCUCGAAAGAGGACGCGCCUAGUUUGACCGCGGAAAUUGUUGCGAACCCCGCUUUUGUUGGAAGCGAUCGUGUGGGGAGGAUUGUCGCGAUGGAGGCGGCGAAGCAUCUGAAGCCCUGUGUCUUGGAACUCGAUGGAUUGAAAGACACCAGCUGUUGUAUUGGACGAUGCGGACAUCCACGAAGCCGCGAAGCCGCGAAGGCCAUUGUUCAGGGCGCUAUGUGCAAUCUGGCCAGGCCUGCAUAUCGACCGAAAGGGUCAUUGUGCAAAGCGGCGUCGCGGACCGCCUUAUCAGCGCCGUCAAGAGACUUUGCGCAUCUUGGAAAGCUGGAGAUGUUGUCAAUGAUUCUACCGUUCAGAUAUGCGCUCUUUUACAUCGACAACAUUCUUGAGAUGAUUAGAGACGCGGAGGCGGAUGGCGCGGAAAUCAAUCUUGGAGAUUUGAUGAAGGACGGGAGGCAAACACCACGGAAUAUUCAAUACUCUCUAGCGGCAUCUCUCUGGACGAGUGAUAUUGCUUUUGUGCAGCAGAUUGCCGAACGAAUGCGUUCCGGCGCCCGUGAAAAAGGAUACGUCAACAUUAAUGGGACGAAACUCCACGUAGAACCUAUAGAUGGCUUACAGGGACUAGGUGGUUCAUCUGAUAUGAUCGCUUCCAUGUCGAAAACUUCCAUAAGCGUGUUAUAG